AUGGAAGAGGUCAAGGCCGUGGAUGAGGACAUGGUCGUGGAAGAGGAAAAGCUGAGCAAAAUUUUUCUCAAGAAGGAAGAAAUCAAAAUUCUUCAAGAGGACAUGGAAGAGGAAGAUGAAGAGAAAGUAGAAGAGGGGACAAAGCUUAUUUUGCACAAGGAAGAUGUGGAGGAGCCCGCAUUAUUCCUUACGCUUAAGGAAGAACCCAAUGGUGAGAAGAGUACAUGGUACCUAGAUAAUGGAGCUAGCAACCACAUGACUGGCGAUAGAAGCAAAUUCGUGGAACUUGACACCAAAGUGAUGGGCCAUGUGUGCUUUGGUGAUGAAUCAAAGUUGGAGAUUAAAGGCAAAGACACAAUUUUGUUUGAGGUAAAGAAUGGGAGCCAUAAGGUUCUUCCUAAUGUUUACUACAUUCCUAAGAUGAAAAAUAAUAUUUUGAGUAUUGGGCAACUUAUGGAAAAUGGUUGCAAAAUAAACAUGGAAGAUCGCUUUCUUUGGCUUAGAGAUAAAGAAGGGAAUCUUAAUUCUAAGGCUUCUAUGACAAGAAAUCACAUGUUCUUGUUGGAUAUGAAGACCAUCGAAGCCAUGUGUUUAAAGACUUGUGUUAAAGAUCCAUCAUGGAUUUGGCACAUGAGAUAUGGACAUCUAAAUUUUGGGGGGCUUAGAGAUUUGGGAGCAGAGAAGAUGGUGAAAGGUAUUCCAACAAUUGAUCACCCUGAUAAUUUAUGUGAAGCUUGCUUAUUAGGCAAGUGA
Messenger RNA from Carya illinoinensis, 753 nucleotides. RefSeq lists its product as uncharacterized. The record is from RefSeq and is a predicted model, not a curated record. NCBI's taxonomy places the organism in Eukaryota, Viridiplantae, Streptophyta, Magnoliopsida, Fagales, Juglandaceae. Bases 1 to 753 code for a protein of 250 amino acids. The transcript has 2 exons.